GGUCGCAAGACUCGUCGCGAGCCGGACAGGGUUCCCGCGCGCGCUCGCCUCCCGGCCUCACCUCGCGUGUUUUUGCUCUCCUUUUGCCAGUCCCUUUCACUCCGUGUCUGUGUACUCAGCAUCGGUCGUGUCCCGGUGUCCCGCUCUUCUCGAUCCUCGCGUCUCUGGCGAACGCGGACGGGCGCGAUAAUUCUCCACGCAAGUGCGGUGUAACUGUGCCAGCCUCCCCCACGUGAAAAGCGCGGAAGAGGGAGUGCGUGCGUCAAAGCUGCCGCGGCAGCAGCAGCUGUGCUCUCCCUCUGGAAAGGGGGACACCGGCGAGCAAGAGAGAGAGAGAGAGAGAGAGAGAGAGAGAGAGAAGAUAAGGAAGAAGCUCGCGGUUGGCGACCCCGUCGACGCGUGUAGGGGUGUGUUGUACUCGCACGUCAUGGAUCCUUCCACCAGCGGCUGCAGCGGCACGCGAUGCUCGCCUCCGGUCGCCUGAGGAGAGAGCCGCUGCUUCGCAUGAGCGCCGAGCUGACUGCUCGGAUGAGGAGCCUCAGGGGCUCCCGCUUUCGACGACUGCGCCGGCUGCGAUGAGGCGCUGCGCUUGACCCGCCCGAUCGGCUCACACGCGCGCGACUACGCGACUUGGAGAGACACCUAGAAGAGAGAAGAGCGAGAGAGAGAGAGAGAGAGAGAGAGUCAGAGAGUCAAGGCCAGCCAGUUCGGGCAUGACGGGGCGGACGGGGAGAAGCUCCUGAGGCGGAGAGGACACGUGCGCAGAGCAGACUGCCAGGAAGCCGCAGGAAGCCAGGAGCAGCGAGCGGAGCUUCGCUUCGAGGGCGAGGGCGACGGCGAGCCAGGCGAGCCCCCGAGAGGAUGACGGAGUCGUGAUCAGCUCGCUCGGGCAAUGACGCCGUCGCUGGCCUCGAGAUGCGAGCUGCUGUUGCUGACGACGAGAGUGCUCCUGGUCCAGCUGGUGCUGCUGGACUCGCGGCUGCUGGUGCAGGCCACCGGUGCUGUUCCCUGCGGCGGCAGCAGCGGCUGCGACUCGGCUCUCGGGUCGGGCUCGCCGCGGCAGCAGCAGCAUCUCCAUCGUCCGAGAUAGCAGCAGAGUCAGGAGCUCGCCGGAGGCGCUGCAGGUGUCGUCGCGAUGAGCAUCGGUAGUCCCGGCACGGCGAGCGACUUCGUGGGUAAUAACAUGAACACGUGGGACGUUGCUCGCGCGAUCGCUGACAACAGUAACGGUAACGGUAACGAGCUCAGCGCCAACAGGCAGGCGCAGCAGCUACUCUCGACGGCGGCGGCGGCCGCCCUCUUCUUGUCCUACGCCUCGUCGUCCUCGUCGAGCAGCCUGCCCAGCGAGGAGGAUAGGAGCGGCCAGGUGCGCGGCGUGCUGGAUCGUAUCGGUAGUUAUCGCGAGCCGGUGGUCGACGUGCCGACCGACAAGGUGCGCGUGGUGCUCUGUGGUGCUUCCAAUUGUGCUUGCGGCGGCGGCUCUUGUGGCAGCGGCCGAGAACUCGACCGGGAGAAGGAGGAGGAGGAGGUCGCGGUGGACGAGGAGCCAUCGGACCCCAUGCUCGUGGAGGAGGAAGAGGGCCUGGCCGGCGGCGGCAUGGCCGACUCGGAGCAGCUGCUCUUCGGCUAUGGGGCCAUGUCCGCCUUCGACUCGGCGUUCAACGGCUCGUUCAACGACAGCCUCGACUGGAACAGCAGCCUCUACAACGAGACCUACAUCCUCGAGGGCCUCUACCCCUCGGGCUACGGGCUGCCCCACAUAAUCCUGGCCUCGAUCGUCGUCACCCUCCUCAUGAUCGUCAUCGUGAUCGGCAACAUGCUCGUCAUCAUAGCCAUCGCCACGGAGAAGGCCCUGAAGAACAUCCAGAACUGGUUCAUCGCGAGCCUCGCGGUGGCGGACUUCUUUCUCGGCCUCGUCAUCAUGCCCUUCUCGCUCGCCAACGAGAUCAUGGGCUACUGGAUCUUCGGCUACUGGUGGUGCGACAUACACUCGGCGAUGGACGUGCUGCUCUGCACCGCGAGCAUCAUGAAUCUGUGUCUCAUCAGUCUGGACAGGUACUGGAGCAUCACCCAGGCGGUCAAGUAUCUCAAGAAGCGGACGCCCAUGAGGGCCGCGAUCAUGAUCGCGAUGGUCUGGGUGCUGUCCGCGGUCAUCUGCAUACCGCCGCUCCUCGGAUGGAAGAGAUCGGCGCCCGAAGAGGAGUACCCUAAAUGCAAGCUGUCGGAGGACCUGGGCUACGUGCUCUACUCGGCGCUGGGAAGCUUCUACAUCCCCUCCUGCAUCAUGGUGUUCGUGUACAUACGCAUCUACUUCGCGGCGAAGGCGCGGGCGCGGCGGAACAUCCGGAAGCCUCCGAGACCGCGACCGGCGGCGCCGCCCCCCGAAUCGCCCGACAUCCGACAGACGAGUUUCACCCACACGACGAGCACGGGGACACCUGGGACCGGUGACGCUCAGGGUAAGUCGCCCGGUUUGGCCAUGGAGAACGUCGCCACCAUCGAGAACCAGCCGGUCCAGAUACCCAUCGUCACCUGCGAUUUCGCCAGUGACGUCAGCACCUCCGAAGCGGACGGCGGGGGUGGCGGGAAUAUCCCCAUGGAGGAGAAGGACACGCUCAAGGUGAGCAUGCCGAUGCCCAUGCAAAAGUCCAGCCUGAAGGCCUCGCUGUCGGUGAAUGGCGAGGGCCAGUCCGGCGGCAUGCCGACGCGCUGUCGCGCGCCCUCGGUCGGCAUCGACGUGGACAUGGUCUCGGAGCUCGAUCCCUCCUCGUCCGACAGCGGCGUGGUGUCCCGCUGCGCGGUGGUCAAGCCCCUGAAGCUGCGCUUCUGCAAGCCGAUCUUCGGCCGCAAGGCCAUCGAGAAGAUGCGCCAGCAGCAGCACCACCACCACCACGACCACGAGGACAGGCACCACCACGAGAUCGUCGUCGACACGAAGCCCCAGAAGCCCCGCGACCCGGAGCGCGAGAAGCGACGGAUAGCCCGUAAGAAGGAGAAACGGGCCACCCUCAUUCUCGGCCUGAUCAUGGGCAGCUUCAUCGCUUGCUGGCUGCCCUUCUUCUUCCUCUACAUCGUCAAGCCGCUCUUCCCGGACCUCGCCAUACCCGAGCAGGCGUUCGCCAUCGCGUUCUGGCUGGGCUACAUGAACUCGGCCCUCAACCCCGUCAUCUACACGGUCUUCAACAAGGACUUCAGGAGGGCCUUCCGCAGGAUACUCUUCAAAUGAGGCAGCGACGGUGUCUUAUUGACGCCGUAAGCUUACCUCCUCUUCCGAGCAACGCUCGCCGCGCAUCCCUGAAGAUGCGCAGCCCCAGCUCCUCCGGAACCAAACCCAAAAAACGCACGAGAGAAUAGACGCGAUCCGAAGACUCGAGUUCGACGAGCGAAUAAAGGCAGAGAAGAGAAGAGGAGAGCGGCAUCAGCAAGUCGGAUGGCCCGCCGCUGGAAAGACAGAGAGAAGAAUAUGAGAUUUUCGGAAGCGCAAAGGUUUCAUUCCCCGGCGAGGAUUAGGCAAAUCACGGGCCGCGGCGCAGCGGCGCGAAAACCGUCCGUCGUGUAGCCUCUCUGAUGAUUCCCUCCUCCGAAAGAAUCUCCAGCGGACGAGAUGAGAGUACUCGGCUCGGGCUCAUGGUGCCUUUGUCUUCGAGAACUGUAUCCGGACGGGAGAGAAUCAGCCGUUGUUUUCUCAUUUUCUCUAUUCCGAUUGUUUUUCUUCUCUUACAUUUUCUUAUGCUUUCGUCGUUACUACUCCGGUCGCGAGCUUUACGCUCCUCCCCCGCAGCCCAAGGAAGAGGGGAGCGAGAGAGAGGGACGAAGGAGACGGAGAUGGUUCCUAUGCCAAGGUGUUCGUAGACUCUCGUCCGUCUGCGACGUGGAAGGGGGCAGAGUAUAAUACCGCGGAUCAACGUCGAGAGAGCGACUUUCAAAGCACAUCGAAAUCUAACGUAGUCCUUGCGUGUAAAGUAUAUAUUAUGUAUAAUUCUAAUGUAUAAAUUUAAAGCCGAUAAGCGAUCUACAUAAGGAUUAUAUUCAGCAGGAGGGCCGAUCUAACACGAGAAUACAUUAAUAUAAAUAUAUAAAUAUUAUGUAAUCGAGCGAGUGCAGGCGUCGUAUUUUUCUUAAGGACGUUGUUUCUAACUUCAAAUUAUAUUAUCCGAAGCUAAUUUUAUCUCUUGGAUUUCUCGAAUGAAAAAUACGAGCAAAAAUAACAUAACACACGCGCGCUCUCUGAGAGGAUGAAAAAUAACGUAACGAUAUUUCCUAAAUGGAUAUUACUAGGAUACGUAAUACGCUAAAGAAAAAAAAAUAACGAAUUAAGGUUUAAAAGGAUAUGGAAGAAAAAAAAUAGUACUCGAACAGACACGUUGCAUAAUUUAAUACUCUGGACCAAUCGUAGAAAUAUGUUUACAUAUGUGUUUCGGCUUCUAAAAGGAUCGCAGACACAGUAAUCUUAAACGAGUAUAAUAAGGGUUGUAUAAAAAAACAAGCAAACAUACAAUACGAGACGAGUAUGGUUUUUUAAAGAAUUUUUUAAAAUAGCACACGCAAACUGUUCAUCAGCCAGUAGAGCGAACGAGAUCGAUGGAAGACUAUAUACACUGAAAAAAAACACAGUCGUUUCUGCUGUAAAGUCCGGUAGUUUUAACCGUUCUGCCACCGUAACGACUGUUCCGUAAGAACAACGGUGUGCCACUGGUAGUUUUGGCGAGUCGCGACUCGUAAAAUUGGUCGCUUACGCGGGACACCAGCAAAAACGACCGAACUGAUUCUUUAAAACUGCUGAACUCUACGGUAAUUUUGGCGAGUCUUCGUAAAAUGACGGAUUACUGGUGCGAGAUCAGUUAAAAUGGCUGUGUUUUUUUUUCAGUGUAGGAAAUAUCAACACUGCACCAAUAAUCUUCCUCGAGCAUACAGCGUUGUCUCAAAAGAGCAUAUAUCACAAUCCGCGUAGGGAAAAGCCAAUGGUAUGAUAGCACGUCGUAAGCAGACUUUCAUCGGAGUAAAAGAAACGCCGUAAAGAUGCAGUGCGUCCGUAAAAAAAUAUGAAACUCGCGAAACGGACGUCAGCAGUAGAAACGCCUGGAUAUGAUCAGACGCGCGCAGUUUGAUUUUCCUUCCCUCCUCGAAUGAAAGGAAUACACCUUCUGCCUCGGCUUUAACAUACCAUUACUUUCCUCUCUCUAAGGCCGCUAUCGUUAUAUACCUCGCUGUGAAUGGCGCCGUUCCUUCGGCUCUCGCGCGCCAUUGGAUAAUUCACGUCCCAGGAGGUCUGGGAAAUAAUAAUUCGAAAUUAAAUAGAGCCCAGCAGAAUCCAAACGUCGCUCGCGGUUUCUCUCGGAGAAAUUUAGUAGUUGAAUCGACACAGAGAGAAAGAGAGAGAGAGAGAGAGAGAGAGAGAGAGAGAGAGAGAGAGAGAGAGAGACUAUCGCGAUGACCCGGGCGAAAGAGGAGCUGUGCAUCGCGCGAGUGCAGUGACUUCUUGAAUAUUCAUGCGAUCGCCGGCGACGAUGAAUAUUUAGCAGACGAUAUAAUACGCGCAUCACCCGCCGCUCUUUCGCGUUGACCCGGAAGAACGAGUGCGAGAAACGCCUGGAAAUUCCUCUCUCUGUGUCAUUGAAAUUUUCGAAGCAAAGCGCGCGCUUUUCUUGCGGGGCUUUCGAAUUAAACAUCGAAGAUAAAGGGACUCUUUCGGUAAUUAGAGCUGCUCGUCGCUGGAAAUUUUUAACGGUAGCCUCGGGUUCGUGGAACUCGAUUUUAUCCAAUCGCGCGCUGGGCAAACAUAUGGAAAAGUUCUCUCCCCGCGAGAACACUGCAUUCGUAUAACGGCGUUCGUUUAUCGGAAUCAUUAUACGCGACUGUUUGUUAUUCGAAAUUCUAUUUGCAUCGUAUUGUCUCCCCCACGACCUGCGGCGGUAAGCCAUAAAUGUUUUGUAUAUACACACGCUGUGAGUUUUCUUGUCUGUAAAUGUAUCGAGUGCACUAUAUACUGUGUGCUAUGGAGAGUUGACGAUUCAAAAUCUACGAAAUGUUAUUGUUGAAAUUUUGAGUUUUUCGGCUCGAACUCUCGGGCCAAAGGGAAUCAAUGAAUAAGGCUCGAAUCAAUAAAUAACUAAUGCACGGAACGAUUCCAGAUUUUUUCUAAUCCUAAACUUUCGCCUCGAGUUCGAGCGGUUACGUAUAAGAGCGAGUGAGAGCAAGGCUUCUUCGCAAGUUCGUAAGUGUGCAUAUAACUGUAAAGUAGCAGAGUUUUCUCCUCUGAGCAAACAGACAAUGCGACAACGCGCUCGUUUGGAAGAGGCGAGAGAAGGAAGGUUUUCUCCCUCUUUUUUUCAUCUCCGCCACCUCUUCUCAGCUUUGAAUGGCCACACUCGAGAAACUCACACUGUAGACGUGAUCUUAUUUUUCGACGAUAAUAAACUGAUUCGGAUGGAUACGUAUAGCAAAAAUCAAAAGCACUACACGAUCACCCAUAAAUUUCGGUGAUAUUUCAUACUCGCCGCCGGGCAUCCAAUUGAUCUCAAGUGUCUUAAGGUGAUUUAAAGUGAAAUUUCACCACCCCGGAAGGCGCGGGAACUUUCCCAUUCGCAAAAUACGAGCUAACUUCGGCCUGCGCGAGAGAGCGUAAUUGUAUUUUGACUCUUCCGGGGUGAGGGAUCGCUUGGGGAAGUUCUAAAAAACAUUCACACGCACACGUACACUACUUCGCUUAUUCAAAAUUAUAGUGUAUUUUUGGUUGCAGCUACAGCAGAGCUAAAAAAAAUAGAAGUUGAGAAAUUUGAUCAGUAGGACACUAUACAUACAACUUCGAAGAGAAACACACAGACACACGAACAAGAUACGACAAUCCGCUCCAAUAUACAUUUCUUCGCGUUCGCGCAUAUGCACAUGUAUAUUGAGGCUUUAAAGCUCGGCGCAUAAUGUAGAGCGUAAAAAUAUGAAGUAAAACAGUGCAAAAGAAUGACGCGCGAGGGAGAGAGAGAGGAAACGGUAUGUAAAUAUAAAACUCGCGCGGAUCGAGUCAUACUCUAGCUUCGCUCCGUGUGCAUGUGCACUAAAAGUUUUACAUGCGCGCGAGCUUUUAAAUUUACAUACCGACGACGAGCCGAGAGAUAUUCAUUAUUGUAUAUCUAAAAGUCGCUGACAAAUAAGACGAACAAAAAGUUUCCUAAUAAAUAAGCUAGAGCUUGUGCGGCGUGCGAGAGUGUACAUAAUAUAAUAGAGAGAAAUUGAGUCGACCGUGCGUCGAUCACACGUGUACAUUAUACACGUAUGAUACAAUGAUGAAAUCGAAAAUUCGUAAUAUAUGCUUAGGUGUAGUCGACGAGUACAUUCGAUUGGAUACACAUCGAGAUCCCGUACGUACAUAGCACACACGAUGUAUGUUUGCGCGAAGCGUCGUGUUUUUCUUUUUAUAUAAUAAAAAUCACACAGACGUACGAGGUUAUAUCGCGAAUCCGCUAUAAAUAUAACGUACACACACAGAGGAAGAACGCUGUUUACCUUUCAUUUUCUCGGCAAAAUUUCGACGACCAUAUGUGCGCAUUAACGACAACAGAUUUUCCCGGGAGUCAUAUCCGUUUGCCGUUUUUGUCAUUUCAACGCUGUAAUACCGAUAUAAUCGCGAAAAAAUAAAAAAUAAUAAGCAAAACCACCAGGACUAAUUUUUUUGUUCGAAUCCGGCUGGCGCAUAGAGGUUUAUGCGGGAAAUAGGAUUAAACUCGUCGGAAGACAAAAAGAGACAGGAUGCGUGUGUUUUACGCGUGGAAUCGAGAUGAAGCUUCGCUUUGCAAUAAUGAGAUCAACGGGUUAAAACUUUGUGUGCGGAGGAUAAAUGGAUUAAAGUGAAAGCCGAUUACGAGCUUGAGAAAUGCAUAAUAUGAGAUUUGAAAUAAAAGCAGGAGGUAUGCAAUUACGAAGAUUUAACCGAUCGAUGAAGUGCAAUUUAUACAAUAAUAGUCCGACGCGUCGUGCAGUACAUAGUUGUCCUUUUUGUCCAAUAUACAGGUAGAUUAUUGCAUCAACGAAUCUAGAAGUUCACCCGAAAAUACCGCAACUAUUACAAUAGUCGCCACUUUAGAAAAAAGUAAUCCAGCGCGCAGAGUAUCAGGCUAGAAGCGAUAAAUCCCAGCCGAACAAGGUUUAAUUUGCAUGGAUCUCUCGACCUCUGCAACAAACUCCUUCGGCGAUUUCUCAGGUGCUUACAUAUCACUCCUCCUCCUGCUCCAGAAGACAAAGUGGGUCCAGCGCCGUAUACGUAUAGACGUGUGUAUGCACGCGAAAUAGAGAUCCGCGCGCGCGGAUAGAUAUAUUGGCAGAUAUCGAAUGAAAAGCGCUAGCCUAUAGCCGAUGCCUCUGCAAAGGCUUGGAGUGAGCCCGAUAGGCGAGAGAGUGCUAUGUAGCGCCAAUAUGGAAUUCGCUGAUAAGACAAUGACUCCUGCUCGAUGGAUUAUUAGCGCCGGACCUAAACUCCUCGUGCUGCCCCUCGGGCAUUGUGUCAUCCUGCCGAUGUAGAUUCGUGUGUAUAGCUCGCUGUGUGUAAAUUUAAAUUGACAUUUUCAUUCUGUUACAAUUGCUUUUCGAAUUUUCGAUUCUUCGAGGAGCUUUUCGCGCGGGAAAAUCAAACGGGAUCGGAACUCAAGCGACCGAAAGAAAAUAAAGAAGGUUCACUUUGAUUUAUACGUGUGCUGGUAGAGUUCUCGCGACUCGGAUCGAACGCAAGGCUAGUGCUGGUGGUGGUGGCAAUGACGUAACCGGGCGGUAAAUGAACCGUGAACGUGUACCCAAUUAAGAGCGCUCGCGCGGGGCUGCGCCGACGCUUGAAACUCAAUCCGCGCGACUACCACUCUCGAGGGCGACUAUACGUGGAUUCGACCGAUUGUAUAUUUAUAUCUUGAUAAAUUUAUGCGCUGAUUAUAUACGGGGAGCCGCCGACUCGGUUAUACACCGCGAGCGAACGAAGACGGAUGUCCCGGUGUCGAUAGGACGUUAAUUAACGGAGUUCAGCUAUAGGCUUCGAAAUCCGAGCUGGGGCAAAGUUUUUGCUGUUAAUAAACAGCUCGGGGAGAUCAUACCGUGGCGAGCAUUGUUCGCGCGAAGACAAUGAUGAGCGGCUAACAUUCUUCGAACUUGGACUCGGAAACAUUUCGAGCUUUGUUCCGAAAACUUCUUUUCGACUUCCGCGCGCGAAUUCAACUCGCACCGACCAGAUAGACAAAGGACAUCGCUAUUCGUUGCUCGCGUAGUUGUUACCAGGGCGGAGUGAUAUUUUAUUCAUACCGAGUUCGGAUUUGUUUACGCGACGGAAGGUAUACUGCUUAUUAUAUCGAUAUGCGAACGCCGAGCGCGGAGCUUUUAUAAAUUCUCCCGCCGCGGAGUAAUUCAAAGCAAGGCUCGCCAGAGCAUUCGCUGAAUAAUUUAUUAAUUCGGUACACGUAUAUUGGCUCGGCGACGACGUGGAGAAAAAUAUCCCAGCGCGCGAAAUAAAGGAGGCAUAAAUCAGCGAGAUUAUGCGAGCUAUCGCGCGUGAGAGAGAGAGAGAGAGAGAGACAGAGAGAGAGAGAGAGAGAGAGAGAGAAGUAUACCCCUUGCUUUGAUUCUGUACUUUACGUCCUGACUUCAUCCUCGGCCGUUCCUUCUUUUAGAGCCGCUUCUCUUUAUUUCUCCCCGGAAAAAUGAUAAUUUAAUUAAGAAUUUUUCAUUCUCCUUCCAGGAAUCACCUUCUUCGCGUAUUUACCGCGCGCGAUAUUUGCUUUUAUCAGUCGAGAGGGAGAGCUUGCAGUCGCACUUCUUUUGUCCCCCUUGCUUUCCUAAUUUUAUUUUUCUUCCGCGCCUCGCGAACUUCUCCUCGCCUUUUCUCUUCAGCCCGCGUCGAUCCCAGCGUAUUUAACUUGCCGGCUUUUCUCCGAGCGAUUCUCAAAGAGCAAAUGGGUUAUCGGCUUUUCCCCAGUCGAAUACGCCGUCAGUCUUUUUCUCGCUCCGACUGUCUUCAAAGAAUUCCUCGACUUUCCCGCGACUUUCGCGUUUACGCAAUUACUCCGUUAUUUUCCUCGACAACGGAAUAUAGAACAAAAAAAAUAGGAAAAUAUGGGCGACCUCACCCGAUACUCUGCGCGCAACCAAAUCCCGCGCGGAGGAAAAAAGAAACACCAAUUAACCGACGCACAAAGCCUCAAAAAUCUUAUAAUCUAGUAUAACAGCUCGCGCGCGCAGACUCCCUUCUGUGUAUACCCCUGCCGAAUCGGCGGUUUUGCAAGUCAAAGCCGCGCAAAAAAUAACGACAGCGUCGGCGCUUGCUCUCGAAGCUCCAUUUCUCGCGGCUGCGCGCCGGUCUGUAAGUCACGAGAGCGAACGGCUGCUUAUACGUUCGGCUAUGCGAAUAUUUAGGAGGCUAAGUUAUUCAUCGAAGCCCCGCGCUGUUAUUUAUUCCAUUUACCGGCGCGGAAUACACGUCUAUGUAUGUGUGUGCGCGUGCGUGCGUGUGUGUGUGUGGCACACGUAACGAUCGUCUCCUGGGAGAGGAAAGCUCCGAUGCUUAUGGGAAUUAGGGCUAUAUGCGCCGAAUACAUUCGACGCGGCCCUCUAGAUCUUUGUGUUCUCAUCUGAAUAAAUGCGUAAUACGCUGUUUCUUUUCGGGCGUUGAUCAGCUUUGAAUUAUAUAUUGUAACCGCGUACGCGUUCGUUACUAAUUUAUCGGUUCAUCGCGACUUAUCGUCGGAGUGACUGCAAUAAGCGUUUAUUCCAUGUAUGACUGUUAUUAUCGGAUUAAAAUCGACUAAGCGUAAUGUAUUUCAUACCUCGAAAGUGAUGCGUAUAGCUCGUUGUCUCUCUCUCUCUCUCUCUCUCUCUCUCUCUCUCUCUCUUGUUGCUCGUCCCUUUCUUCCUAUACAUCGCCGGCCCUUUCACUUUAAUCACGAGCCCGGAACGCGGCCCCGCGCUUAAGCUGUUUCGCUCUUUUUAUAUACACCAUCUCCUGCUUUUAAGCGAAUUACACUUAUAAAUUCAUUAUUAUUGCGGAUUCAAUUAAAUCGCGAGAAAGAGGCCGGCGGAGUUAAUGAAACUCGAAAAGUUCGCCCGGACCUUUUCUCCCACUCCUUAAUUUCCGCGCACGUGACCCGGCGCUGUAUACACUCGCACGCGCGAAAGCCAUUGUGCGUAAUUUUUCGGCUUUAUGCGCGGAAAGAAAAAUCAAAACUUUUCGAAGGGAACUUUUUCUUUGUCAACGCCUGCGUCUAUAUGUUUGCAUUUUUAGUGCUUGAGAUUUCGAUUCUGUUGUGUAUCGAUGAUGAUGUUUAGAUUUAUCGUGGAGUGCUGUUGUUAAGUUUUGCUGACAUUUAACUAUCUGCGUUUGGGAAGAACUCGAUGAUACCUUAUAUAGAAUGUUGAUCGUUAGUAAUUUACAAUGUAUCUUAUAUGAGACAAGGAUAUUAUGUAGGUUCAUUUUAGUUACGAAUACAAGAAUCAAAAAUAUAUACGAUAACAAAUCACACGAUAUUUUUCUAUGAUUAUAUACAUGAUUAAGACUUAUAUUGUGCGUAUGAUUUGUCGGGAUUCGUGUCGCAGGCUAUUUAGUUUGUAUACCUAUAUGAACAACAACAAAUAUAUAGUACUCAAAGAUAUAUAUCAAAAUAAGAAUAUAUAAACCUAUAGCUUUCCUAUGUAAAAAGUAUCACGUCGUAGUGUAUGAAUUUUCCAAAGAUUUACAUGUAUAAAUCUUGCAUUCGUUUUUCCGCGUAUACAUAUAUAGGUUUAAAUAAUUAUACAACAAGAAUAUAUAACUGCGUCAUCCCUCAUAUCCGACAACAAAUGCAAUUAAGGCAAUUUUUUUAUACAAUAAAAUCAAUAUGACGAAAAAAAACAACUACUUAAUGUAUAAUUGUACUAUAACGGUAGCGAGAUUUCUAAAUGUACCUUACGUAUUGUAUAUAUAUUGUAAAAAUGUAUUUAAAAAAAAAGAACAAGUCGCACACGAUUUGCAUCUAUAUACUUCAAAAGGAAUAAGGUAUGAACGAGGGAAGAAAUCUGUAUAUACUACGUACUAUAUAUUAUAAAUCUGUAAAAUCUUUGAUAAACAGAAAUAAAAGAAAUUAUAUGAAAAUACCAGCACCUUAGGAGGGAUAAUAAUCGCAUACACACAUACAAGCAAUCGACGUUACUUCUUUCUUUGUCAUUUCGUUAUAUUGGACCUACAAGUUCGUGAAACGGGUGCUAAACUUAAUGAGUUAACGAAAAAAAAAAUAAUAAUAACAUUACAAGUGCGAACAAGCAUUUAAUACAAAAUAACAUUAAGAACUAACUCGCUAAACUAACGAGGGAGACGAAGAAACUUAUUAUCUUAUAAUAAAUAAAAAAAAAGUUCACUCGCGCGCAAAAAAAGAAAACAGAUCCUCGAGUCCCUUUCGCGCCCUAGGCGCAAAAAAUCCGGUGGAUAUGGAUGGAGAUAUUGCAAUUUUUUAUCGAUAACGAAACAAGAACAAAAAAAAUAAUUUAAAAACAAAAAUCUCUAUGUGUAUUUUAAGAAAAAAAAAUAAAGGAAUACUCUUAACGUAAGCAAUGCACUGUAAGUAGUUAAAGAAAUUUUAAUAACAAAUAAUACGGUUACGAAUCGAAAGAAUGCGAGACGUAUAGCGACAAUGAGCAAACGUUUGUGAGUGUGUACGACGGGAAGAUUAUUUGUCCUCGCGCAUACAUUUUACUUUUGAAUCGAUCAAUAAUAGCAGCUCGUAAUAGCGAUACAUUGAGUAGUGCAGUAUGCAGUUAUAGUGAAUUUUUACCUCCACAAUAUAUAUCGUAUGAUUUUAUAUGAAACCAUCUGAGUGUUGUUGCGAAACGGUUUGUGAAAUUGCAAUUAUACGACUUUCUGAUUUGCCCCCGCUGGGCUCGGGUUAAAACAAUAUAUACUUCGGCAUCUAAAUAAAAUUGUAAUUAAAUAUUUCCCAUAUUUCAAAGAUAAAACCUGUUAUUCUCAUUAUGUGUUUGAACUGAAGAGCGUAAUUUCAAGCGACGAAAAUCUGACUCACGCGUUAUAUUCACGUAAUUUCAAUUUGGACGAAUUGAUAUAAAUAUAUAUACAUAUAUAAAUAUGAUACACGAUACGAUUGACGAUGUGCGAUAAA
Molecule: messenger RNA, 13112 nt
Organism: Nasonia vitripennis (jewel wasp)
Lineage: Eukaryota; Metazoa; Arthropoda; Insecta; Hymenoptera; Pteromalidae
Gene: Octalpha2R
Product: alpha-2B adrenergic receptor
Exons: 4
Coding region: 1136-3226 (696 amino acids)
Biological process (GO): adenylate cyclase-activating adrenergic receptor signaling pathway
Cellular component (GO): membrane
Molecular function (GO): G protein-coupled amine receptor activity
Source: RefSeq, a predicted model, not a curated record